Messenger RNA from Amphimedon queenslandica, 505 nucleotides. RefSeq lists its product as uncharacterized. Bases 142 to 444 code for a protein of 100 amino acids. The transcript has 3 exons. The record is from RefSeq and is a predicted model, not a curated record. NCBI's taxonomy places the organism in Eukaryota, Metazoa, Porifera, Demospongiae, Haplosclerida, Niphatidae.
AGGUGUUCCAGAUGUUAUAGUCAUGGAUAUGGAUUUGAAUGUCAUUGCGAUUGGUGAAGUAUCACACGACAAGCCUGAUGAUGGAUUGUAUCAGUUGCUUGGGGCAAUGUUACGGGUUUAUCUGGAAACUGGGCUGCUGCCAUGUGGAAUUUUAUUAGCCAAAAAUUCAAUGCAUUCAUUUCAUAUGGUUAUCAUCAGUGGUAUACUUACAAGUGUUCUCUAGAAAGCUUUGGAGGGAUCGUGUCUAUACUAGAGAUGCUUAUUAACACUGUCUUACAUAAAAGGAGUGGAAAACCUGCUACUAAAGCACCAGAAGUACAACCAGAUGAUGCUGUAUUGAUUGCAAUUAGGAAGUUAACAAAGGAAGUGCAUGAGCUACCCAAGAGAGUAGCAGAAGCCAUUGUAACUAAUCCAAAUCAGAAAGCAAACAUUGAUGGUCCGUGAAGUAUUUGAGAAGCUUAUAACGUUAAUCCUAUUUGACAUGAUGAUAACUUUUUAAUUCAAA